AUGGAAGAACAAUACCAACAUCAACCAGAAAUUAUUUUCAAGAGUCAAAAGUGGAAAGCUAAAGUGAUUGUAGUUGAAAAACAAUCACCAAAUCCUUCAAGACAAGGCAAUGGAAGGUACCAAUAUUUGAUGUUAAUGGAUACUCAGGGUAAUACUAUUCAUGCAAGCUUAUAUGAUUCCACUAUCACUGCUUUUGAGGAUCAACUUGUUCUGGGAAAAAUUUAUACUAUUUCGAAAGCUUAUGUGAAGAACAAUACGAAAAACUACAGAUAUUCGACUGGCUCUCUACAAUGGACAAUAUCUGGAGAAACUUGUAUUAAAGAAUUGAACGAAAAUAAUCUAGAGUUUGUAUUCUCAACAUAUCAACUGACACAGUUUCAUGAAUUCGAACAAUACAUGAAUACAGAUGCUGAUUUAAAUAUACUUACAGUUGCAGUUAAUAUGACACCCAAACGAUUGAUUCAAUCCAAAGAUGGCAACCAAACUUGGUUGCAAAAUAUCAUACUUUUAGACAUGAAUUUCAAAACAAUGGUGCUUACACUUUGGGAUUCAUUUGUUGACAGAGAAUGCUUACUGAUAGCAGAUAUUAUUGACAAAAAGUCAGUCAUCUUCGCAACCCGUCUAAAGGUUACAUCAUUCUUUGCUUUAAAAUUGUCCACGAAAGUCCGUUCCACUUUCUUCAUAGAUACACCUUUCAACGCAGUAAAACAAAUGACAGAAUG
Olea europaea var. sylvestris is the source of this 722-nucleotide messenger RNA. RefSeq names its product replication protein A 70 kDa DNA-binding subunit B-like. The transcript is spliced from 4 exons. NCBI's taxonomy places the organism in Eukaryota, Viridiplantae, Streptophyta, Magnoliopsida, Lamiales, Oleaceae. The annotation marks the transcript as partial. The record is from RefSeq and is a predicted model, not a curated record.